Saccostrea echinata is the source of this 4475-nucleotide messenger RNA. Its product is annotated as ADP-ribosylation factor-like protein 5B. The record is from RefSeq and is a predicted model, not a curated record. Lineage: Eukaryota; Metazoa; Mollusca; Bivalvia; Ostreida; Ostreidae. The transcript is spliced from 6 exons. Gene Ontology annotation, molecular function: GTP binding; GTPase activity. Gene Ontology annotation, biological process: vesicle-mediated transport; protein localization to Golgi membrane; intracellular protein transport. The coding region runs from base 210 to 749 and encodes 179 amino acids. Gene Ontology annotation, cellular component: cytoplasm; trans-Golgi network.
GUAGUUGAUGUCAGUCACGAACAAUCAGCUGUUGUGUACAUUUCUUGGAAGAUAGAAACUUAUUUUCGUUUAAUAUAUGUAAUUUUGUAACCAUUUGUUAUAUAUUUUUGAAAUAAUGUGACCCUAGGGUGUUAUUUUACGUUUUAUACCGAUUCCAGUGAAGAGGGAAUCUCCGGUCUAUUUUUAGAAACCCCAUUCCAAACUUAACAAUGGGGUUACUUUUUUCGAGAUUGUGGAGUUUAUUUACAAAUGAAGAACACAAAGUCAUCAUUGUGGGACUGGACAAUGCUGGGAAGACUACCAUCCUGUAUCAAUUUUUAAUGAAUGAAGUGGUUCACACAUCGCCGACCAUUGGUAGUAAUGUGGAAGAGGUGAUAUGGAAGAAUAUCCACUUCCUGAUGUGGGAUAUUGGAGGCCAGGAAACACUGCGGUCAGCCUGGAACACUUACUAUAGCAAUGCUCAGUUUGUAAUUCUGGUUGUGGAUUCCACAGAUAGAGAAAGGUUGUCCAUCACAAAAGAGGAGCUGUGUAAAAUGCUGAACCACGAGGAUCUUAAGAAGGCCGCCAUUUUGGUUUUUGCAAACAAGCAAGAUAUUAAAGGCUCCAUGUCAGCUGCCGAGAUUUCUCAGCAUUUAAAUUUAACGUCCAUUAAAGACCAUCCCUGGCACAUACAGGGCUGCUGUGCCCUCUCAGGGGAAGGGUUGUAUCAAGGCCUGGAGUGGAUCACAAGUAAACUUAAGGGACGGUGACCUUGGUUGUUACAUAUAAACACUAUACACUGGUUAAAACAAAAUAUUGGAGGUCAAAGGUCAUCAGACAAGGUCAUUAGUAUUGCUUUAUCUAUGUGUUCUUGUGUUCCUAGUCUGUUCAGCCCUCAGGAAUCCACAUUAGAGGGGUUUUUUUUGUAAUGAUCAGCCCAAAUACUUAUUGGCAUGAGUCAUUUUCAUGGAACAUUGUUAGAUAAAGCAUUGUUUGAUAUAUACCCUUUGAUGAUUUUGUUUACACUGAGAAUAUCUUUUAACAUGUUUAAGAGAAGAUUCUUUCUGCUUAUUUAAAACUUUCAUUUAAAAAAAAUCUUCCUUUUAUAUGUUGUAUAUCAUGUAUAUGGUCAAAUCAGAUUCAUUCUGACUUUAAAGCUGUGAUUAAUUUAGUUAAAAUGUUGUUACAAUUUCUUUUAGGCCUUUUUAAAUUUAUAUAUUUGAAAUUUUAAGUGUUCAGUGCCAUUGUAAUUUUGUAAAUGUGAACUGUAUUAUCUUUUGAAGAAAGAAAUCUGAGCUCAUUAAAAGUUGAAUGGAAAUGGUGCUUGGCAUUGCUUUGAAUCUGUAACUUUUGUUUUUAAUGCCAAAUAUGUUCAUGUCCAGCUACAUGUAGCAGUUGUUUUUAUUACAUUUCAAAAUUGUUUUAAUGGACAGGAUUUUUGAGUAAUUUGAAGAAAAACACUACCUCCAAGUAAGGGUAAGGAAAUUGCAGCUUCUAGAUAAGCAAUAGUGCUUUAUUAAUUAUGGGACUCAUUUGAUGAGGGUCUUAAAUUAUUUACCUGUAAUUCAUAUGGCUUUGAAAUAAUAAACAAACAAACAAACAAACAAACCAAUAGUAUCGUAUAUGAGAAGAAAAUCUCUGCAGACUUGCCCAAUGUCUUCACUGCAAGUCUAUGAUACACAUUAGGUGUUCAAUAAAUUAGAAAUAUUAACCAUAGAAUAAGGGUACAUUUGUACAUUCAAACAUUUGUAAAGAAAGUGAUAAAAAUUGAUAAAUUUUCAUGAAUGAAUUACAAAUUAAAUGUAUAGUAAACUAAUGGCCAAUCAAAUGAAAAUCAACUUUUUAUUUGUUGUGUGGCUCCCAUUUAUAAACUUUCCUAAUAAAUCAGCUGACUUUAGACAAAAGAUAAGUAAAUUUAAAUGUAUCCAAUGUAAAAAAGGAUUCUCCUCGGAGAUUUCAUGCCAAAAUUUUUUACUUGCAGGAAAACAAAUUUCUGGUAAAAUGAUCAUUGCGGGCUCAGCAAUCCCCCCCCCCCCCAAUUUUACAGGAAUAUUAUAAUAAAUAUCAUAAUACCUUAAUUAUAAUUUCAAGAUUCUACCUUCUUAUUUGGAUCAAUGUUGUUUUCAAGCUAAUGUAUAAAACUGCAAUGUUGCCAAAAAUUUACUUUAUAUGAAAAUUAUAGAUUUAUUGCCAUUUUUACGUGUACUCUGUGUGGAUUUUUAUACUUAAAUUUUAACUACAUGUAAUUCAAUAUGGCAGGCCAUGUCUCUGUUAACAAGUAAGAUUGAUAUAAGCAUGCUACAAGUAAGACUAUACUGUUCAUUUUGAGGAAGCUAGCACUCUUGAAAUACUCAUGAAUAUGUUGUUUGGACUUUGAGGAAAUUGUAUAUUAAAAAGUUUAUCUAGUUUAUUUUCAACAUAGGGUAUCUGCCAUAUUGUUCAACAACCAUGAAGUAUCACUGCUAUUGACUUUCAUUUGGAAAAUACAUGUGAAUAAUGUUUCCAAUUUCUCUAUCUUGGUGUUAUAUAAUGUUAAGAAUACUGUAUCAUUGUAAAUUUCUGUAUUUUGAAUUCUAUUUGAAGGGGCAAGUCACUCUAACUGCAUAUUUGUAAAACUACCAUGGAAUUAAGACUAUUCAUUGAGCAGUGUUAAGAGCUUCCAUAACAAAUGAUACAGUGUACUUGUAGAUGUAAACAGAAAUUAUUUAAUGAUUAAUCAUGAAACACAGAGGUAAAGUAAUGAAAGGUUAAUGUUAAACAAAAUACAAAGUGCCAUAAAAUGAUGUCUCUCUUCUAACACAGAUAAUAAAAUUUGAUUUUUUUUAAAUUAAUUUUUCUGAUAGUUGAUGGGGGAAAAUUGCAUUAUACAAGUACAUAUAAUGUUCAUUUUUGCAUUAUAUCGCACAUUAGGUACCUUGACACUAUACCCUUAAGACACAAAGUUGUCCAACACCAGGUUAACUUUGAGAACAUAUUGUUAAAAAUCACAGCAUUGUAUACUCUUGAAAAGCAUUAUGUUGAUUAACUAAAUUUAUAUAUGCAUGUAGGAUUUUAGCGACUAGUUAGGGCUUUAAGAAGUGAGAAUGUUUUGUGAUAUCCCCUCCCCCAUUUUUUCUGAUGAAUCACAGUUUCUUAAAUAUGUUAUAUAUAGGUCCCUCACCACUUUUAAACUGUUUUUUUUCACUGCAACUAAGUUCAGAUUUCCUUUUAACAUGUAAUAUUUUCAUAAUUUUAAACUUUAUUUUAAUAUGUCUUGUUUCAGAAUGAAAAUAAUAUUGAUAUAAUUUAAGAUGCUCAAUUUUGACAAAAUAAAUAGCACUCUUCAGUACUGGGAGAUAAGAAUAGUCAUCUGUAAACAUCCUUAAUUAUACAGUAUAUCUAAAAUCUUGCACAUUGUUUAUACUGUAAUUGUGAAUUAAAUUGCCCAAAUUUUGUUUGAAAGUGGAGUAUGGAAGCUAUUGUUUUUCGAGAUAAUGUGUCCAUUUAAAGCCAGUACUUUGUUAUGCACAAUCACUUUUAAUUUGUGAAUUGUUGUUAUUGUUUUUUGCAUGGUUCAAAUGGUGCAGUGUACUUGUUACGUUUGUACUCAUUUUAUUCUUUGUUUCAAGUAAGUGGAGUUUGUUUAUUCAUAAAUGAUAAUUCAUGUUUUUAUGUAGACCAUGACAUUUCAGUCUAUUUAUUUAUUAAAUUUUUAUAACAUUAUGGAAAUGAACAAUAUAACAGACCUGAUUUAAUCAGCAUUUGAAAAUUUUUAAUUUUUUGCAAGUGUUCAGAACAUGAUUUGUAUGGCUAUCAAAUUCAAUGAUUUAAGCUGGAGUGUCUUAAUCUUCACAGUGUUUGACUAUUAUACACAUGCAAAAUAAAUGUUAAAGAAUAAAUACAACUAUCCUGGUUGUUCUAUAAAUAGAGGUGUCAUGUCUAAAAUGAAAUUAACAGUUACAUUUUUUUUUUGAAAAUGUGUAUUCAGAUCAUAUUAUGAAGGUGUCUGCCAAGUUUCAUUGUCUUUUAGGUUGUAAAUUUGAAAUAAAGUAUGAUUUUAAUUACUAGUAAGUCUUUGAAUUCAUUGGCUUGAUAACAUUCUAACAUUGUUUUUAAGAAAUUAUCAGAAAUCAAAAAUUACCAAAAAAAAUCUUAAUAAGAACUUUAUUUUUCUUAAACAAGCUUGUUGCUUAGUUGAUGUCAUAUAAAAAUAUGAAAAAUAUUUAUAUCUUACAAUAUUGGGCAAAAUUCAUCAACUUUAUGUCAAUCUAGAUCAAAUAAUUCUCAUUUAUUUCUUGCAUUCAGUGCAUGAUUUUUUUUCCACACUGGAGCUGCACGUACCACAGGAAAGAAAGCAUUUUAACAAAUGUAUAUUUUUAUAUGACAAAUAUGUACAUGCUCUAUUGAAAGAAAAUGUAUAUAUAAUUUGGUGCAAGUUUUGUUUGGGAUAGAAGAUUAUGUAUGUACAUGUAUGCUGGAUUGUAAGUUGUAUGAGAAUAAAAGUUGUGACACAUUUA